ACAUCGCAUAAGGGGAAUCCUUAACGUACAUCAAAGCACGUGUUUAUAUAUCAUAUUUUUAUUCCUGUUCGUAAAAGUUUUUUAACUCCUAUUCCGUCUUUUAUUAAAAAGUGAUUUUUCGCAUGUCAUGAUUUUAAGAUUAAGAGAGGAAAAAAAAUUAUAUAUUUGCUAAUCAGCAAACUUCCCUGUGAACUGUUUUCCCCCCGGCGUUUUGUUUCAAGUGAAGUAUCAGUGUUUAAGGUACGCGCAUAGCUAAAGAAAAAAUCUCCGUCUCAAGAGUUCUUUAUAAAAAAAUCUGUUGUUCUUUUCAUGAAAAGGGUUAUUGUCUCAAAAGAGGAUGAAGUGGUUUUCGAUUCGUGCAGAACAAUAAGAUUUUUUUGUUAAGAGAUAACGUCGAGUUAAGUUUUCGUUUUUCUUUUUUGUUUUGUUACGUGGUGCGUUCGUUCGUUGCAAUCGACGCAGUGUGUUUUUCUUUAUUUUGUGGGUGGAUUGUGUAAAAAAAAAUUAUUUUUGAAGUGAUCUUUUUGUUUCGUGAAUAAUAACCUUUUCAAAUUUUUUAUCAUGAUGAGUUUGUUAAUAUCGAAAAAUUUUGUAGUGUUUUUUAUCGUUUUGUUCGUACAACAAUUGACUACGAUGUCACCAGGAGUGUAUGCUGCAAUUACCUUGUCUCGCGGAGGGACUGGUGCUACAAAGUUUGACGGAGAAGAGACAACUAUGGCGCCGCGGUUUGUCUCGCACAGUCAGACGUUCCGGGCUGUCAUUGGGGACACUCUGGUUCUUCCUUGUGAAGUUGAACAUUUAGGUUCAUUUGUGUUAUUAUGGCGUCGAGGUAGUUCUGUAUUAACAGCUGGUGCAUUAAUGGUGACACGUGAUAAACGUUUUAAAUUAUUAAAUGGUUAUAAUUUAGAAGUAAGUGAAGUUGGUCCACAAGAUGCUGGUGAUUAUGUAUGUCAAAUUGGUGAUCGUGAUAAUCGUGAUCAAAUUCAUACCGUGGAAAUUAUGGUACCUCCAAGUGUCCGUACCAGUCCAGCUAGUGGUCAAGUUACAGCUCGUAAAGGUGGUUCUGUAACAUUGGAAUGUAAAGCAUCAGGAAAUCCGGUACCAUCUAUACGAUGGACACGAAAAGAUGGUGCACCGAUCGGUUCUGGUGGACAACGUGUUCGUGAUGGGUUUAGUAUCACAUUAGAUCAUGUUGAUCGUCAUCAAGCUGGUGUUUAUCAGUGUACAGCUGAUAAUGGUGUGGGUCAACCGGUUACCGUUGACAUGCAGUUACAUGUUUUAUAUCCACCCGAAAUAAGUGUUGAAAGAUCAUGGGUACAUUCUGGUGAAGGUUUUGAAGGCCAUUUAGUGUGUAUUGUAUAUGGUGAUCCACCACCAGAGGUGGAUUGGCACCAAGACUCCUUCCCGUUAGAUCCAUCCGAACGUCGUAUAAUGGAAAAUCGUGGAAACCGACAUACAUUAACAAUCAAAAAUUUACAAAGUUCAGAUUUUGGAAAUUAUAGCUGUGUAGCAGAUAAUUCAUUAGGACGUGCUAAAAAAUAUAUUGAAUUAUCCGGAAGACCUGGACCAGCGGAAUUUCGUAGUGAGCCGUACAGUCGAGCACGCGAUUCAUACAAUUUAACAUGGAUUGUUCAUAGUUAUUUACCAUUGGAAGAAGUACGCCUAUUAUACCGUAAAAUUAAUAUCAACGAUACACAUCAAACCCCUGGCAAUUGGCAUGAUGUUAUGUUACCACCGGGUGGUUCAAUUGAUGGAUCCACACAUACAAUGUCAUACACAAUACGCGGCUUACAACCUGCCGCUGUGUUUGAAGCUGUCGUACAAGCAAAAAAUCGUUAUGGCUGGAAUGAGGUAAGCGAUUUACAUCAAUUCUUCACCCGCGGCUCCGAACCAGAACUUGCUGAUAUGGAAUUAAUAGCGCGUGCAAAUACAAAUGCUGCAGUGACCACAUUAAAAAUUAAUAUCAAUCAAUAUAUUGUAUUGAUUUUAUUUCCAUUCUUGUGUUUUAUUAAUCAAGUAAUUACUAGGUAACUCUUUUUUAUGAUGA
This is a messenger RNA of Chrysoperla carnea, 2047 nucleotides long. RefSeq names its product lachesin-like. Gene Ontology annotation, biological process: homophilic cell-cell adhesion; synapse organization. Bases 562 to 2031 code for a protein of 489 amino acids. Gene Ontology annotation, molecular function: axon guidance receptor activity; protein binding. Gene Ontology annotation, cellular component: plasma membrane; axon; neuronal cell body. The transcript is spliced from 9 exons. The record is from RefSeq and is a predicted model, not a curated record. Lineage: Eukaryota; Metazoa; Arthropoda; Insecta; Neuroptera; Chrysopidae.